Tremella mesenterica DSM 1558 is the source of this 1709-nucleotide messenger RNA. RefSeq lists its product as uncharacterized. The transcript is spliced from 5 exons. Gene Ontology annotation, molecular function: DNA binding. NCBI's taxonomy places the organism in Eukaryota, Fungi, Basidiomycota, Tremellomycetes, Tremellales, Tremellaceae. The record is from RefSeq and is a predicted model, not a curated record. Gene Ontology annotation, biological process: DNA recombination; DNA integration. The annotation marks the transcript as partial.
AUGUCUUCCGACAACGAGGACAAACUUCUCAAAGAGCUCCAAGCUAUCCAGGACAACUCAAUCAUUGUCGAUCCCACCGCAUAUUUGGCAGUCCCCACACUGCGACGCUACCAAGAGGUUUGGAAGCUCUUUGACCAAUGGCUCGGCACCCUUGUGGAGUCCGGCUCCAACAACCUACUUCCUGGCUCACCCACCACCGCAAGCGAACUUCUCAAUCCUUCCACCCCUCACAUGCCUUCCAGAGCCUUCGCCUCCUUCCUUGAGUGGUGGGCAUCUUACACCUCUGCCGCUUACUACAAACUCCCGCUAGUCAACACUGCCGUCACAAUUAUCGGGCGUCUCUUCCGCUAUCUCGACCUCCACAAGCAGGACAAGCUUCCACGAUUCACCAGGCUUUCGGUGUUCAGGCAUAUUCAGGGUGAUAUGGUCAAAGACAAGUUUCUCUUGCCCCAGAAGCGACACCGCUCCUUUACAUCUCAAGGAGGAAUGAAACAGCUAGCCCAAGCAUUCUUCUCUCCCAAAGCGCAACAUUCCUUACGAGCCAGAUGGCAAGGAUCCCUCUCGCCCGGCGACGCACAGCCUAUCGAUACCCUGGGCGUGAGGUACCAAGACUUUUUGCUAUGCAUCACACCAGCAGAUGAACCUGACUCGCCUCCCACUCUCGCCCUCCGCCUCACCACCCUUCACGGCAAAAGAGACGCCUCCCGUGACAAGGAACAUGUCUUGCUCGCGGAAAGCGAAUUGUGGUCCUGCCCCGUCCAUUGGCUCCUAGUCCUGGCCACUUUGGACGACACCCUCCCCUGUCCCCUGGACCUUCUGCUUCACUCCCGCAACUUUCCCGCUCCACGAGUCUUGCAAUUUGGACGUGGCAACCUCGCAAUAUGUCAAAGUACACGCCAAUCUGCUCGGUCAUCUUGGACCGUUGGCUCGCUUUACAAGGUCAUGACACGCACCUCCUUGAUUGCCGGCUUUCCCUACGCCAUCACACCAUACGCCCUACGCCGGUCAAUGGCCGUACACAUGUUUGCAUCUGGUGUGCCUCUGGCACAAAUUUCAAAAAGGCUGGGCCAAACAUUAUGUCAGGAAGUGCUACGGCGUUACAUUGGGGAAUUCCCAGCCACCGAUAUCACGGCUCAUGUCCAUGAGGCAGCUGAUUCAGACGCCAUAAUAGCCAUGGAACAUUUGCUUCUUCACCCAAACAUGCUGUCACUCGCGGCCCGAGCCCCAAUCUCCCUAUCCCCCGAGGGAAUAGAGGCGAUCCAUGAUGAUGCUGAGUACGUUGAGGAGCUCGAGAGACACAGAUCUUUGCGACAGGAUCUCCUUCAGGGAAGUGCCUACAAACAAGCCACUCCUGAGGCGCAAGCACAGAUAAAACUCAGCUGGUCUCGACUUCGCGUGGUGUGGGGUCGAAAAAGCAGAGAAAUCUUCAGGCAGGAGUGCUACAACUGGUUCCAAGCCCACGAUCAAGAACGGCUUGUGAUGCUAUCCCAAGCCCUGGACAACCUACAAGACGAAGCUGCCUUGGACCAAAUGCCAGAUGUUAUGUCAAGCACUGCGGACAUUGUGGAAUACGACCCCGAAGCGUUCGAAUACGUUCUCCGCACCCAUCGCCUACAAUACGCCUCUGAUUUCGCCAGUCUCGCUCAAGCAAGCUGCCAAGAAGAAACAGAGCUAGACGCGGACGACAUAGACGCCAUAGAUGACGCAGA